AUGUCAAGCAACCUAAUGUCAAGUAAUGACCAAAAGGAAGAAAGAACUUUGGAAGAAGUGCAAAGGAUUCUUGAAUUUGCAAAGCUGAAAAUCUCAGACAUCAAGCCAUUUACGCAAUGCAUCAAUUUCUCUGAAGAACUCGACAAUGAAAAACUUAAAUUGUUGGAGGUUGACAAGAAGACUUUGGAAACACUGGAAGCUGGGAAAAGCCUUGUGAUUCGAGGUGAGAAGAACAAUAAUGCAAUUUUAUGUACUGAUGAUAAAACGUUUGAACUUAAAGAAGCCGAAAUGUCCAAUUCACUGCUGGUUAUACCAGACUGUGUCUUUGGAAGUGAUAUCUCUGCUGAAGGCUGUCCCAAACUCUCUGACUUAAAGGUUGUAUCCAGCUUGCAAACAUAUUAUGAGAUGCGUCCAGUCCGCCCCAAGUUGGAGAAACUGAAGUUGCUUCUGGAGAAAAACCAGUACAGUGGUCAGGAAUGUGAAGAGGAUAGCGAACAUCAAGGUCCCAAGUUUACGACUGAAAAUUUGUUGGACAUUGUCCAGGCCAGUGAGAAAGAAUUGUCUGAGGGACUCAAAGUAAUGGAUGCUCUUCAAAUUGAAGGCUAUUGGCGAUUGCUAGAAUUUGACUUCCUGACACAAGUUCUGUCUCACAUUCUUCAACUGGCCGAGGAAGAAGAUUGGCUGUUUGCUGGUGUGCCUGUCAAAUCCUGCUGUGAUGUCUUGGGGGAGCUCUACUUACGGUCUGUUGUGGAACAUGUUCUACGCAUAUAUUCUGAGGAUACAGAAAACAGUGCUUCUGAUGAUGAGCUUUUGAAGCUGUCGGAAGACAAAAUUUGCAGGUUUUUUGCAAAACUAACUAUAAAGAAUACAGGAAAGUUCAACCUGGCUGAAUUUAUACAAGUCUGGAAGCAGUGUGUACCUGAAGGAAUGACGCCAAACCUUAGACAGCUUGAGGGAAUGGCUCUGGUGAAUAAGAAUAGCAAACCUGAAGUGAUAAGUUAUUUCCCAGUUGAAGAACUUCCUCAAGAUAUUGGCCAAAGAUUCAAUAUCUUGUUCCAAACCCAAGAGAAAUGGACAUUAACAGAAAUUACACCCUACCUCAAGGACCUGGAAGGAGAGAAACAAAAUAUUGGUAGCAUGCUGUUAAAAUUUGCCAGAGCUUCCACACAAAAUGGCCAAAAAGUAUUCAGUUCUCGACAUCCCAUCACUUGA
Molecule: messenger RNA, 1212 nt
Organism: Acanthosepion pharaonis
Lineage: Eukaryota; Metazoa; Mollusca; Cephalopoda; Sepiida; Sepiidae
Source: the annotation of a GenBank genome assembly